Molecule: messenger RNA, 6199 nt
Organism: Patella vulgata (common limpet)
Lineage: Eukaryota; Metazoa; Mollusca; Gastropoda; Patellidae
Product: zinc finger protein 420
Exons: 3
Coding region: 187-2019 (610 amino acids)
Biological process (GO): regulation of transcription by RNA polymerase II
Cellular component (GO): nucleus
Molecular function (GO): DNA-binding transcription factor activity, RNA polymerase II-specific; RNA polymerase II transcription regulatory region sequence-specific DNA binding
Source: RefSeq, a predicted model, not a curated record
GGAAAAAAGCUCUGCAAAUAAAGGAAAAAUUCAGAUAAUAUUUACAAUAUUAGCUUGUGUUGUAAAUCAUACAGCAAAUCACAAAUGAAUUUUUUGUGUCGUUAAAUGCAUGGUUGUAAUAAUUAAUGAAGGAAAUCCACAAAAUAUAACAGAUUUCAAGGUAAGCUUAAAGCUUGCAUCCGCAGAAUGCCUCAGUUUACCUUUACCAAUAGACUAAUGGAAAAGGCAUUAAGGAAGGCCUUCCUAGAUGGAGUUAUGGAGAUUUAUGAAUCUUCGCAUGAGCCAAGAAUUUACAGUAUUACUUUGGAAGGAUCUUUGAGUCUUUUGAUCAACAAAUCAGAAAAGUAUUACAUCAAAAUACAGGAAACAGCAGAAAGAGCAAAAAAUGUUGAACAGAGCCUAAUAACUAAACCUAUCCUUGAAAAUGUUCCACAAAUUCUAUCAUACAGUGUAAGAAAUCAGUCUGUUAGUAAUUCUUCCAAUGAAUCUUCAUCGAACAUGUUGAACUCACCUGUAGACAGUCAUUCAGACAUGGCAGGGACUGAACCAGAUGAUGAAACUUAUUCAACUUACGCCUCGAACACUACCUCCUUGUCAAUUCCUACCACUAGAACACCAAUGAUAACUUAUACUGCUAAAGUGCAACAAAGAGCUCCAUCAAAAUCAUCAAUGUCCACAUCUACAACUGAUUCAACAACAACAAUGGUCACACCGAUAAUUACGGAAAUCAAGUCCCUCAAUGAAAAAUUAAAGAAUUCAGAAACACCUAUGGAAUCGCAGAAUGUUAAAGCAUCUGUGUCAGCUUCAAUUAGAGUUGAACCAGUUGAUGAAGGUGAAGAAAAUAUGGAUGAAGAUGUAUUGGUUGUUCACCCUGACUGGAUAGAAACACCUAAAUCAAGUGGAGUAAAGAGAGAAAGAGAGGAAGUUAAUAAAAAUGGUCAUACAUCAAAGAAGAUCUGCACUAAUGCAUGCGGAAGCAUAAAUGACGAUAUUCCAUCACCCAAGAGUCUUAAUGAAAGAUUUCAUUUCCAUAGAAAUGUUGUUGAAUGCCCAUUAUGUAAUGAACCAAUAUCUAAUCAAACAUUUCUUCUGCUUCAUCUCGAUAGACAUAGAAAAGAGUUUGUUGAAGAAUGUCCUGUUUGUAAACAAGGAGGACAACCCCUAGAUGUACUUCUUUUCCAUUUAACUAACUUUCACUUAACCACCCCAUCAGCUAAGCCACCUCAUUUGCACUUAGCUACAACAAGUGGGAAUGAUUCACGUUUGAGAAUAGAUCCUUCUAAAAUGGUACAGCUUAUGUUGGAUCAUGAGAAUGCCAAAUCGUCUACUAUUGGUGGUAAGGAUGUGGAGAAGGAAGAAGAGGAUGAUGGUGAAUUUCAGAUUGAAUAUGUUUGUGACUUGUGCGGAGAUAGCUUUAACUCUGGGAAUGAUUUAAAUAUUCAUAACAAAUCUAUUCAUGGAGAUGAUGCAAGUGAAGAUUUUAGAUGCUGCGAAUGUAAUGUAAAAUUUCAGAACAUGUUUUUAUUUCAAGACCACAUGCUAGAUCACCAUAAAGCGGAAGAAAAAUAUAGAUGCGAAACUUGUGGAGAUGAAUUUGUUAAGUCAGAAAAACUCAAAGAGCAUAUAAAAUUGGCUCACACAAUAUCUUACAACUGUUCUCAUUGUAAGAAGCUGUUUAAAGAUAAUAAGAGUUUGAUAGAGCAUGAAAAAACACAUGCUUUAUUUGUGUGUGACUUGUGCGAUGCACCAUUCACAUCUACUAGAGCAUACAAUGCUCACCGACGUUCUCAUGUUGAUGCCAAACCACACGUUUGCCAUAUAUGUCAAUCCACGUUUUUGAAAAAAGGAGAUAUGGCGAAACAUAUGCGUACGAUCCAUGAACCCAAAAAACUUUAUAUGUGUAAGGUAUGUGGUAGAACAGGUACAAGGUCUGACAACAUGCGUGUCCAUGUACGUACUCAUAAAAAGGGAUACAGUCGAGAAAUGGUUGACUCACUUCUACAGAGAGUAGAUCAGUAAAUAUGAACAUAUUAUAUAGUGUACUGAUCAACUUAGUAGUCAAGAGGUUGAGUAGUGUUUUAAAAAAAACUGGUGCACCUAUUACAGAUUUUAUUGUUUUAAACAAUCUUUUAUUUGAAUUUAUUUAUAAGCUUUUAUGUACUACCUUUCUACCAGAUAUGAUAUUUGUGCAAAGUGCCAGUGGUUGUUUUGUUAGUGAAUCAGAUAGCUGUCAGUUAUAUCAUCCUCUUUAUUACUCACUGCCAGUAUACAGGGUAUUAUAUAAUCUUGUUAAAUAUGAACUCGUAGUCAUUUAUUUUAAUUUUUUUAUUGUAUCGUCCUAUAUUUCAACAUCAUAGCCUGUCUUAACCAUACAAAAUAACAUCAUUGUUAACAGAUCGUACUGAAAAUGACUGAAUAUAAAGGAUUGAAAUAGAUACUGUUUAGUUUGUAGCUGAAUGACAGCACUCCUUAUGAAUCAUUUGUUGGCAGUUAUUCCUCACUGAAGAAUUAGUGAUGGAUUAUCAUAGGUUUAUAUUUUGAUCUGCAGCAAAUUCAAUUGUUUUAAAAGAACGGUAUGAGUUUUUCUUGUAACUAAAUCUGAUUAUUAUUACUGUUUUGUCAAAUUUUCAUAGAUCUUUUCAAGACUACUAUUGUAAAUAAGUUUUUUAAAGUUAGGUUUUAUAUCUGAACAAAGUAAAUUUUCCUUUUAUUGAAAAAAAACUGAAUGUGAAAUGACACAGUGAAGAAUAACUUCAUUUUGCCAUGAGAAUGAUAAAUGUUAGGUUUUAUAUUUGAGCAAAGUAAAUUUUUCUUUUAUUGAGAAAAGAUUAAAUGAUUUUCUUGUCUUUCCUGUGCGAUACAGUGAAGAAUAUUUUCAUUUUGCCAUGAGAAUGAUAAAUGUUAGUGUAUUGUUGUUUAUGUGUGAUACAUGUUUAUGAAGAUUAAGAUCAUGUGGCUGUUUUUGUGCCUCUAAGAUUGUUAAAGAUAUUUUUUGCUGAAAUGUGUUUGUUGUUUGCUUGAGUUCAAGUAAUAUUAGUUUAAAAUAUUAAAACACUCAUUCAUUCACCCAUGAAUAGUGAAGGCCAACCUUAUGAAAAUCAAACCUGAAAUUGAUAAUAUAAAUAGCUAUUAGUUUAGAACACAAGGUAAAAUAUCUAUGUAUUCUAAAUUGUAGUGACUCACACUGUACUUAAAGGUGCAUUAUGUGUAGGAUAAAGCACGAGACUGCGAUUAUGCUUGGGAAAGAAAAUAACCUGAGAAAAAGAAAAAGCAAGGACUUUAUCUUGCUUAUAAACCAUCUUUGUUUACAUGUAUGUAUUGUAAAAUUAGAAUAUCUCAGAAUUCCAGAAAGAAAAACCUUAUUUCUUGUUUUCUUAUGGAAAAUAAAAACCAACUCUGGAAGAAUAACUUGUAACAUUUUUAAAGAAAAACUUUCAGAAGAAUAAACCCAAAUUCCCUUGUAGGCCUUUAUAUUCAGAGCUGCCCCCGACUUUCAGACCGCAAGUUAUUCCGGGCAUAGAAUAAACGCUACAGAUUAAAGAGAUUUACUUUUAUAGGUUUAUAAGUGCAUGUAAGAUCUAAAUCUGCCUAUUACAGGUUUUUAUUUUGGUUUCAAAUGUUUUAUAAAUUAUCAUUUAGACAUUUAUUUACACAACAGGUCUGUAAUCAACUCUCUAGAACAUCAGAUGGCGCGGAUGUAAACAGAUUAAAAUAUAAUCGCCAUUUAAUGAUUUAAUUUAAAAAUGGAGAAGCAAGGCUUUUUAACAAACGGCAAACAGUGAUAACAUUGAUCAGAAUAAAGAAAUGUGAAUGAAAUUUUCAAUAUAUUAAUUUUGAAUUUUCUGUUUUGGAACUAUUAUAGCAAAAAAGGCCAGCUCUUUAUCUAAAUCUUACAUAGUUUCUGUCUACUGGUGUUGUACAAUUAAACCAACUUUGAUGUUGUACAUGAUACCAUUUUCCUUAAGCAUAUAACAGUGGAAUUUUUAGGUGCUAUUGGAGGCCCGGCCAUUAUUAGUUAAUGGUAAUAUAAAGUUUGUCGGUCAACGCCAUACAUGAAGAUAGAAACAUCCUCUCAAUAAAAACUUAUUUCAGAGUGUUCUCUUUAAAUUUUAUUGACCAAAGAUAAAUCGAAAUAUAAUUACUGUAGGCCAAAACAACUGUGUAUUAUAAUAAUAUCCAGUGUGAUUAAAAUACAGAUCUGUAUUUCGUUUCUUUUUUUUAUACUUUCGAUGACCGCUACAACAUAAAGAGCUGACCGGUUGUAGUGGAAAGUCGCAUCAGGGGUCAUACGGGCGGCUUUUGACCCUAUGACAUCAGACAUUUGAUUAACCAAUCAGCAUUGAUGUUUCUAGUGGGUUGCCCACAGUUCGGUGCCAAAAACUUGUUGUAACAAACCGUUUCAUUGAUUAAUCUCUCACAUCAUCCUGAACGCGGGUUAUAUAACAACGAAAUUUUGAACUAUAAAAAAAACGAAAUGAAAUAGGAUCUGUGUUUUAAUCAGAUUGAAUAAUAUCUAUUAAUAAAUAUAACAAGUUUCAGUUCAAGAUCUUUGAUAAAGUAAUUUCAUAGGAUUGUAAAUAUAUUAGCUUUAAUGUAUAUAUAUUGGACAUAUAUUCCCUAUUACUAUUUGUAGAGAUUUGACACAAAUACUUUUUUUACAUUUUUUUCGUUGGUGUUUAUGUGUACUAUAUCAAUUUUCAUGAAAUAAUUACAGUUUAUUUUUAAAGGAGAUGGUCUACCUAUUUAUGUAAUGUAUAUAACAAUAAUAGUGUCUAAUGCAGCUUCUUUGUUUUAACUGUUUAAAUUAAUAUCUUAACACUUUUCAUACCUUAUUUUUGUUAAAUUUAAAUAAGGAAAUAUAUUUUUAGACUUCCAGCGGAUUGUUGCUUUAAAGUUUAACGAUAGUAUUGUUGUUCUCUAUCUCUGUCUUAACUAUUGAUAAAUAAUGGUAAAUAAUGACUACCAAUUUUCUUGAAGCACAAAAUGCAUUUAGCAUUUAUCAACUACUGGACACUAUAAUGAAAGAUGGUGGCAUUCAUAACUUUAUGAAUCACCAACAUUAAUUAAAUAGCGUUAAUAUUGGAGCACCUAGAAUUCUGUUUUAAGGUUGAUUCAAGUUAUUCGGUCUGUCUAUUGUUAAAAUAGAAACGGAUGGACCGUCUCCUCUAGUGAAUAUAUCUGUACCAGUUUGUACAAGUAAUCAUUAAAUCGUCAUUGUUUCAUGUUUUUUCUUCCAUUGUUAUUGAUAUUACUGAAUAUUAAUAAUAUGUGUAAUACAAAGCUUAUCUACUUAUAAAUGUACAUGUAUCUUCAUUUUUAUGAUAAAUGUAUCAAUAUUCUGGAGACCCGGGAUUGUGUGCAUAUAACAUUAGUUUGGCUAAAAGUUUUGUGGUCUAACUUCUCUUUUCUAAACAUAAUUAAAAUCAGCAUAUUGUUUUAUAUUGAAACGAACAUUGAAAGUCAAAAAUUGAAAUCUAUCAUCAUUUUAGUCACAUUACUAACUUGAUAAAUGAAAGUUCUAUCUUUCUGUGCAUGAUACAUGUAACUAGACAGCCAAGAAGAGCAAGAGAGGAAAGAAAAGGUAUUUAAACCGAACUAGACCAGCAUAAAUCUCAGAAUACUUCUGAAAAAUGAGAUUUUAAUGGUCUGUCUACUACACCAUGUUAGAAAAAAUAUCUUUUGAUAGCACAUAUUUACUAAUUUUGUAAUCUCUAAUACCAUUUGAUGGGCAUUUGUUUUAUUCAGGUUUGAAUAUGUUUUUUGUUUAUUUUUACCUUUUUACACAUACAAUUAUUGAAUCAUGAAAACUUAAAAACAUAAAUAAGCUAUAAUUGUACAUUUUACAGAAAUAAAUAUUAUUUUAAAAUGCAUUAAUUAAAUCUGGGAGUAGAUUAAAUAGACACCAGCAUUUUAAUCAUAUUCAUUUGACUGCUGCUAUUAUGUAUUGCACAUCGUAAAUUGAAAUGUAGGACUAGUUCACUUCAUUUAUGCAAUGUCUUUACUUUUGUUAAUAUUCAUUCAGUUAAUGUUACAUAUUUGAUAUAAAUGAAAAAACCCAAUAAAAUAGUGCAUUUAUCCAGAUUUUUCAUUUUUGUGGGACAAAAGAAACAUUAUCUUGACUCGAAGAGUAGAAAAUCAUAUAGACAUUUAACGUUAUUUCACAGAAUCAAAACUUUAAUACAUGUACUGAAAAUUUACA